Messenger RNA from Anthonomus grandis grandis, 3654 nucleotides. It is a transcript of the gene Ptpmeg, whose product is annotated as tyrosine-protein phosphatase non-receptor type 4. Bases 335 to 3016 code for a protein of 893 amino acids. Gene Ontology annotation, molecular function: protein binding; protein tyrosine phosphatase activity. The record is from RefSeq and is a predicted model, not a curated record. Gene Ontology annotation, biological process: protein dephosphorylation. NCBI's taxonomy places the organism in Eukaryota, Metazoa, Arthropoda, Insecta, Coleoptera, Curculionidae. The transcript is spliced from 17 exons. Gene Ontology annotation, cellular component: cytoskeleton.
UGUCAGAGUUGUUGUAAUCAGGAAAUCGUUUUUCCGUCCCAGACUGGAAAGUGUGUGGAAAAUGCUUAGCUUUUAAAUUUCUUUUUAAUUUUAUUCAUCCUUCAUAAACAUCCGUGCUUAAUUUUCAGUGGUAAAUGCGGCGUUCCUAUCAAUUACGACUUUCUCAAUGUUAUUUUUAUGACUUUCCUGCACUCAAAGGAAGUACUGUUUGGAUAGGUUAAAAAAAUCAUAAAAUAGUGCCAGUGGAUUGAUAAGAAUAUUAGGAUUGUCGUUUAUUAACUGGUCGCAUGAGUCUGCAUAAUGAAUUUAAAAGAUGUCUCCCCAAACCUAAAUAAUGAUCGAGAGUUUGUCUAAAAGGGCAUUUGGUGGUUCUAGUGGCACAUAUAAUGUUCAGGCUUUAGAGCUGGCCGCUGCACGAGAAAGGAAACUUAAAAAGCUCAGUGUUACUGUAAAAUUUCUUGACAAUACUGAGCAAAUAUUUCAUGUAGAGAAAAGGGCCAAAGGUUCAGUGCUCCUUGACCAAGUUUAUGACCAUCUGGAGCUGGUGGAAAAGGACUAUUUUGGCCUGCAGUUCUCUGAGAAUGGGUUCUACAAUAGGAACCCAGAAUCUAUACUAUGGAUUGAUCCGUCCAAAUCGAUUAAAAAACAAAUAGGAAACUGCCAAACCCCAUUGUUCUUUAGAGUUAAGUUUUAUGUAUCAGAUCCCAGUAAGUUACAUGAAGAGUACACAAGAUAUCAGUUCUAUUUGCAACUGAGAAACGAUAUAUUAUCAGAAAAAUUAGUUCUACCUCCUUCCACUGCCAUUUUACUAGCUAGUUAUAUAGUUCAAUCCGAAUUAGGUGAUUACAAUCAGGACGAACAUGGAGCAGAUUACUUGACCAAUCUGUGCCUGAUACCCCAUCAGACUGAGGAAAUGGAGAAAAAGAUUUCUGAGCUUCAUAAAUUGCACAAGGGGCAAUUGCCAGCAGAUGCCGAAUUUAAUUUUUUGGAUCAUGCAAAGAGGUUGGAUAUGUAUGGGGUGGAGUUACAUCAAGCAAAGGACAAUACAAAUAGAAUUAUCCAGCUUGGAGUAACACACAUUGGCCUAGUAGUGUUUCACAACGAUAUUAGAAUCAAUACCUUUUCUUGGGCUAAAAUAAUGAAAAUAUCUUUUAAGAGAAAACAGUUUUUUAUACAAUUAAGGAGAGAGCCAUCUGAAGACUACGACACCCUAUUGGGUUUCAACAUGGAAAGCUACAGAUCGUCAAAAACCUUAUGGAAAUCUUGCGUGGAACACCAUACGUUCUUCAGGUUGCACUCGCCUAAGAUCAAACGGAAAUUCUUAUCUUUAGGCUCGAAAUUCACUUAUUCGGGACGCACCGAGUUCCAAACGGUUUCCGAAGUUAAACGUAAGGGCAUUUUGGAGAGGCGGUUUGUUAGGUCUCCUAGUAGACAAUUGGUAAAAGAUAAAGUUCAAACAGCACCACCAUUGGAAGACAAGGGAAAAGUGCAACUGGCUCCCCCAAGACCCUCCUAUAAAGUUACCACAACUUGUAUCAAAGAACCAAAACCGGCAUGGACUGAAGACAGUAGGAUAUCAGACGAUGACGGAGGUUUUUUGGAACGCACCCUAGAAGGGCCUUUUUCGCCCGGUAUAGCGGGCAGGGUGAUGAGUUACGCGGACGAAGAAAUUUCUUCUCCGAUGUCCAAUGGGGUCUAUGAUACUCCGCCUUACAGUGUGAGUCAGUCGCCCACUUCUCAGAUUGCCCCAGAAGAUAGUUUUAGUACCAUCGUUCUGUUCCCAGAUAAAGAUGGGAAGUACGGGUUUAAUGUUACAGGCGGUACAGAAAUUAGCGUUCCCAUAGUGGUAUCCAAAGUAGCUCCGAAUACCCCCGCGGAUAAAUGCACCCCGAAACUAUCAGAGGGCGAUCAAAUAUUGAGCAUAAACGGACAUGAUGUCACGCAAGUGCUUCACUCUUACGUGGUUGGUUUGGUAAAUUCCGCGAGGGCUUCGGAAACUGGGAAACUUGUCCUUACCACUCGACCAAAUGUCGGAUAUCAAGACGAGGAGUACGAAGAGCCACCGUAUCAAUAUGUACCGGCCAAUGACGUUGGAUUACCUUCAGUAGGAAAUUUAUUAGAACAAAGCAUGUAUUUAUUGGCGGACGGAUUGGCCAGUGGGGCUCUUAUCGCGCGCUACGAAACCCUUUAUAGGAAACAUCCGGAUCUCACUUGUAACGAAGCCAGUAAACCCGCAAAUGUAAAUAAGAACCGAUACAGGGAUAUUUCGCCAUAUGAUCAAACCAGGGUUAUUUUACGGGACGCACCAAGCGGGGAUUACAUAAAUGCCAAUUAUGUCAAUAUGAAGAUACCUGGGACAGAAAUUGUAAAUAAAUAUAUUGCUACGCAGGGGCCUCUCCAAACGACCACCGAGGACUUUUGGCAAAUGAUCCUGGAACAGGACGUGAACCUAAUUGUGAUGCUCACGACUGUGAUAGAGCGUGGCAGGGCCAAAUGUCACAAGUACUGGCCAGAGGGCGACGAAGUUCUCACCCUGGACAAUGUUAUCGUCAAAUGUACCAGCGAGGAAACCGAUACGGCGGGCAGUUUUUUCUUUAGGGAUUUCGUUUUGAUCGACGUCAAAAACGAUAACACCUCACGUGAAAUCAAACAUAUGCAGUACGUGGCGUGGCCGGACCACGGAGUACCCGAUUCGCCCCAACAGUUUCUAAAAUUCACACAAGAUGUCCGAAAAUACCGUCAUAAGGACAAACCGGUGAUCGUUCAUUGCAGCGCCGGUAUCGGUAGAACCGGAGUCCUGGUGCUUAUGGAGACCGCGCUUUGUUUAAUGGAAGCCGAAGAACCGAUUUACCCGUUAGAAAUUGUCAAAACUAUGAGGGAACAACGUGCUAUGAUGAUCCAAAAUGCUAGUCAAUAUAGAUUCGUGUGUGAAAGUGUUUAUGAAGCAUAUACAGAGAAAGUCGCCGAAUCGGAAGAAACUGAAAAGGGAGAAGAGGUAGAACAAGAAACAAAAUGAAUAGCUUUAUUGUAUUGUAAGUUUUUAAUUAUUUUUUUUAAUGAUUUUCCUAGCGACUAAUAAAGAAAUAAUAUCUAUAAAAUGUUCAGCAGAGACGUGUGCAAGUGUGAAAUAACUAAAGUUUAUAUUAUAUAAAUGUUGACAAGGAUUCUUCCAUUUAGGCUCAAAAAAAUAAUAAUCCGUCUUAAAGUAUACGGAAAACUGUAUAAAUAUGUCCAAAGAAGUCUUAAAAUUAAGUCUUUCGUGUCCUAAGUUACUGUUUGUUUAAAUUGUAUCAGUAUUUAUAUUAAUUAGAGUGCCAAUAGUUGAUUUUAAUUAAAAAAAAAAGUAACGUUCUUAUAUAUUUCAGGCACCCCAGUUUUAUUCGAUAAUCUUAGAUUUAGUUUUAUCCUCGUAUGAUUUUAUUUUUUGUCUUUCUAAUUACAAAAAAAAUAUUUUUAAAACAAAUUAAUUUGUUGCUGUGAAGUGCGCUAGUUCGACAAAAAAAAAGAGGCACAAACGUGUGCAAUAACUGUUUAUAAUUUAUAUCAUAAUAAUUAUAUCUAUAUAUUAUAUAUUUUGUACUUUUUAUAAGACACCAUAGGAAUGUUGUAAUUUAAAAAGUGGAGACAGUGACAAAUAGAAAUUUAUGUACUGAA